Messenger RNA from Labrus mixtus (cuckoo wrasse), 9870 nucleotides. It is a transcript of the gene nsd3, whose product is annotated as nuclear receptor binding SET domain protein 3. The record is from RefSeq and is a predicted model, not a curated record. NCBI's taxonomy places the organism in Eukaryota, Metazoa, Chordata, Actinopteri, Labriformes, Labridae. Gene Ontology annotation, molecular function: histone H3K36 methyltransferase activity; protein binding. The coding region runs from base 395 to 5260 and encodes 1621 amino acids. The transcript is spliced from 25 exons. Gene Ontology annotation, cellular component: chromatin; nucleus. Gene Ontology annotation, biological process: regulation of DNA-templated transcription.
CACACACUUGGAGAAGAAGGAGGAGGAGGUCGAGAGAAUUGGAUAUAUGUGACUCUACAUUAGCAGGGGGUUUUCUCUUAAACGCUCACAGCCCCCCUAAACACUGAAGAAGAGACGAGCUUUGGGAUUGGGCAGCGACCAGAUAUCGUAACACCCCCCCCCCCUCCUCCUCGUCGUCCUCCUCCUCCUCCUCCUCUCUGUUGAGAAUUGCGUUAAAACGAAAAGAGGAAAAAGGCCUGCGCUUUACCUAAAUCAUUUUUUUUAAACCCCCCCCUCCCUCCUUUUUUUUAUAGAUUAAACGAGGAAGCGUUGCUGGUUGGUGUAUGUGUUUAGAAUGGGACACGCUGAAGGUCCAGUCAAAGAAAAAGACAGUUAAGGAUGCAGGAGCCCAACAAUGGAUUUCUCCUUCUCUUUCAUGCAAGGGAUCAUGGGAAAUACAAUUCAGCAACCCCCUCAGCUCAUUGACUCAGCCAACAUCAGACAGGAAGGCACCUGUGACACCGGCAGUGACCCGGGCGAGGAUGGUGGACCCUCCUACGAUGCUGCCCUGGAUGAGUUUUCCUACCCGUCGUCGGCCCCAGAGGACAUGUCACAGGUCUCCAACGGCUAUCCGCCGGGGCUGGGCAUGUACGAGCCGCAGGCCAAGUUCUCCAUGUACUCCCAGUUCCCCAACGGCUCGGCUAACGGCUACGGGGCGAUACGGAGCUAUGCAGAGCACGGCCUCCUGCCAGGGGAGGCGACGGUCCUGAGAGGGCCGGGCCUCCAGGAGAGACCUUUGUCCCCCGUGUCCCCCCCUUUGCCAACACAUCACCCACAUCUCCUACACCACCAUCAUCUACCCCAUCACCACCACCAUGCGCACCACUUCCACUCCAACCCACCUCACAUACAAACCCACUCCCACCCACAGAGUCCUCCUCCGCCCCCGCUGCCCCCCCAGCACCACCUCGCCCAGACGCCUCAUAUCAUGACCCACACUCUGCCCCCGCCUCCUCCACUGCACCUCCCUUCCUCCAGUCCUCCCCCCUCCCUCGUGGACAGUACCCCUUCCUCUCAGCCCUCCCACGCUCCGUCCAUCACCCCUGGUGGGGUCCUGAAGAAAACCAGCUCCCCAGAGAUCAAGCUGAAGAUCAUAAAGACGUAUCAGAACGGAAAGGAGCUGUUUGAAUCUGCUCUGUGUGGAGACCUGCUGCAAGAACUGCAGAAGAACGAUGACGCGCCGAUGCAGCCCAGACAUGAGAGGAAGAAGGAGAAGAGGAAAAAGAGUGCGCGUCUGCAGCUGCAGGUCCAGGAACAGAAGCUGGACCAGAGCCAACCACAGACAGGUACCACGGAGCAGACAGAGGACAUUCACAUCCAGCCCCAGCCGACGGAAACAACCCCGGUUCAGACAGAGAAGCCUCAGAAGACCAUCAUCAAAACAGAACCAAAGACGCCCAAGGUUCCCAAGGUCCAUCAUCCAUCAGUGAUCCAGGAGACGGGCUUCUGCAAGGAGUUUGUGAUAGGAGAUCUGGUGUGGUCCAAGGUCGGCACAUACCCCUGGUGGCCCUGCAUGGUCUCAUCUGACCCGCAGAUGAAGGUCCACACUCGCAUCAACACCAGAGGUCACAGGGAGUAUCAUGUCCAGUUCUUCGGCAGUGUGGCUGAGCGCGCCUGGAUCCAUGAGAAGAGGAUCGUCGUGUACCAGGGGAAGAAACAGUUUGAUGAUCUUCAGGCUGAGACGCUUCGCAAGACCUCGAACCCCGUGGAGAAAAGCAAACUUCUGAAGCCCAUCCCUCAGAGAGAGCGCUCUCAGUGGGAGGUGGGAGUGGGCCAUGCCGAGGACGCCUUUGUAAUGACAAAGCAGGAGAGAAUCGACAACUACACCUUCAUCUAUGUCGACCCGGAGCCGGCUGAAGCCCCGCCUAGCAAGAAACCCAACAUCAGAGCGGAGAAACGAAACCGCCGCUCCAGUGGCUCAUUCAGCAAGAAGGAAGACGGAGGAGUGAAGUCACCUGAAAGAGAGCAGCCGCCACGCCGGCAGCUCCCACGCCGACAGUGCAGUAUGUCCAACACGGAGGACAAUGCACACUCCCAAGCCUCGAAUGAAGACAAGAACCAGAAGGGGGACCAACUAAAGACUUGCUCUCCGAAACAAAACUCCGGUGGUGAGGCUCGAACACGUCAGGACUCACCGCCUCCGGUCAGAGCCUGGAAAACAGCGGCUGCCAGAAAGCUGCUACCUCUCUCCAUCACCAUGAAGAGGCUGAACGUGGAGAUCACAAAGUGUGACUGGCCUCUCUUGCAGAAGAAAGCUGCGACGUCUCCAAAAAAAGACAAAGAGGAGGAGGAAGAAGAAGAGGAGGAAGAGGAAGAAGAAGACGAAGAGGAGGAGGAGGAGAAGGAGGAGGAGCAAGUGGAGCAAGAGGCCAGGCAGCCCGACCUGGGAUACUGCUCGCCUGAGGACAGAGCUAAACCUGAGCCCAGUCCUGAGGAGGAGGAGGAGGAUGGGGAUGAGGGGGAGGAAGACGGGGACGAAAGGAGAGGCUCCCCCGCCAGUCGCAGGAGUGAGGAGGGAGGAAUGCAGCAGACCUCCUCUCCUGGAUCACACCACAGUAGUCCUCACAGUUCUCAGGAGAGGAAGCUGCAGCGGCGAUCAGUCAGGAGCAGGUCUGAGUCAGAGAGAGGAUCAGAUCCCGUCCCCAAGAAGAAAACCAAAAAAGAACAGGCUGAGAUGGCUCCUGAGACCAUGCUCCUGAGGACAGGUUCACAGAAAGGGGCCAGUGAGAUCUCAGACGCCUGCAAGCCUCUGAAGAAGCGAAGCAGAGCGUCAACAGAUGUGGAGAUGGCUUCUUCUCAGUAUAGAGACACCUCCGAUUCAGACUCGAGAGGCCUCAAUGACCCCCAGGGUUUGUUUGGGAAGAGUCUUGAUAGUCCGGCGGCGGCAGACGCUGAUGCUUCAGACACUCAGUCUGUGGACUCGGGUUUGUCCCGCAAGGACAGCAGCACCGGCAAAAGAGACACCGUCUGCCAGAUCUGUGAGACGUACGGGGACGGUUUGGUGGUGUGUGAAGGUGAAUGCAGCAGACAGUUUCACCUGGAUUGUCUCGGUCUCUCGUCCCUACCUGAAGGCAGAUACGUCUGUUUGGAAUGUAGAAAUGGCAAUCAUCCUUGUUUUAGCUGUAAGACUUCGGGCCGGGAGGUGACACGAUGCUCUGUCUCUGGAUGUGGUUGCUUCUACCACGAAGACUGUGUUCAGAAACUCCCAGGAACCACCAGCAGUCAGGGUGGAGGCUUCUGCUGCCCUCAGCACAGCUGCUCUACCUGCUGCCUGGAGAGAGACCUACAACGAGCCAGUAAAGGCCGUCUGAUGCGCUGUAUCCGCUGUCCGGUGGCCUAUCACACAGGAGACGGCUGCGUGGCUGCAGGCAGCGUCGCCCUCACCCAUCACAUCAUGAUCUGCAGCAACCACGGCAGCACCAAGAAGAACGGCCUCCUCAGCUCCCCCGUCAACGUGGGCUGGUGCUUCCUGUGUGCCCGAGGGCUGUUAGUGCAAGACCUUACUGACACCAUAUUAAGUUCAUAUGCCUAUAAGUCCCACUACCUUCUGACUGAGUCAAAUCGUGCUGAGUUGAAAUUACCUAUGAUUCCCUCUCCUUCGUCAGCUACCAAAAAGAAUGUUGGGAAAGGAGGCAAGUUGCUGUGCUGCGACUCAUGCCCGGCGUCCUUCCACCCGGAGUGUCUGGAGAUUGAGAUGCCGGAGGGGGCGUGGUCCUGCAGUGAUUGCAGGGCAGGGAAGAAGCCUCACUACAAACAGAUUGUCUGGGUCAAACUGGGCAACUACAGGUGGUGGCCGGCUGAAAUCUGCAACCCUCGCUUGGUGCCAUCAAACAUCCAGAGCCUUCGCCAUGACGUUGGCGACUUCCCCGUCUUUUUCUUCGGCUCCCACGACUACUACUGGAUCAACCAGGGCCGCGUCUUCCCCUACGUGGAGAACGAUAAAAACUUUGUCACGGGUCAGAUCAACAUCAACAAAACCUUCAAGAAAGCUCUGGAAGAAGCAGCACGGCGGUUUCAGGAGCUCAAGGCGCAGAGGGAGAGCAGGGAGGCUUUAGAGCAGGAGCGCAACUCUCGAAAACCUCCACCCUACAAAUUCAUUAAGUCUAAUAAACCAGUGGGGAAAGUCCAAGUGCACAUAGCCGACUUGUCAGAAAUCUCACGAUGCAACUGCAGACCCGCAGAUGAUCAUCCUUGCAGUCUCCACUCCCAGUGUUUGAACCGCAUGCUGCAGUACGAGUGUCAUCCACAGGUGUGUCCUGCAGGAGACAACUGUGAGAACCAGUGUUUCUCAAAGCGGCUGUAUGCGGAGACGGAGGUGGUAAAGACAGACGGCCGGGGCUGGGGCCUCAGGACCAACCAGGCUCUCAGGAAAGGUGACUUUGUGACAGAGUACGUGGGAGAGGUGAUCGACUCGGAGGAGUGCCAGCAGCGAAUCAAACGUGCCCAUGAAAAUCACGUGACCAACUUCUACAUGCUCACCCUCACCAAGGAUCGUGUGAUCGACGCCGGCCCAAAAGGAAACUCUUCUCGGUUUAUGAACCACAGCUGCAGCCCAAACUGUGAAACGCAGAAAUGGACGGUGAACGGAGAUGUUCGCAUCGGACUCUUCGCCCUCUGUGAUAUCGAGGCCGACACAGAGCUGACAUUCAACUACAACCUGCACUGUGUGGGAAACAGGAGAGCGUCCUGCAACUGUGGCUCAGACAACUGCUCGGGGUUCCUCGGGGUGCAGCCAACGAGCGCUGUGGUGAUGGAGAAAGAGGAGAAGGCGAGGAAUGCCAAGCUGAAGCCGAAGAAGAGGAAGCUGCGACUGGAGAGCAAACACACACACGAGUACUUCUGUUUUUGGUGUGGAGAGGGAGGGGAGCUGGUGAUGUGUGACAGGAAGGACUGUCCUAAAGCGUAUCACCUGCUGUGUCUCAACCUCACCAAGCCGCCAUACGGACGUUGGGAGUGUCCUUGGCAUGACUGCAGCAUUUGCGGCUCCCCGGCCUCAUCCCUCUGUGACUUCUGCCCUCGCUCGUUCUGCCAGGAUCACGAGACGGGGGCCCUCACCUCCUCCUCCCUCGAAGGACGCCCCUGCUGCUCCAGUCACAACCCUGCCAAUCCCCUGGGCUCUGAGUGCGGCCCUGAGCCCGGCUCGACCCAGCGGCGCCGCUCCGCUCUGAGCCCCGUCAGGGUGAAAGAGGAGCCCGAGCAAGUGAUGCCGGACACAGAGUGACGCGGCAGCUCCCUCAAUACCUCAUUCCCUGUAAAGUGUACGUCUAUUGGUCUCCUCGGCUCCAAUCCACCUCUGAUCUGAAGCAGUGCACUAAAAAAAGGGAAGACAGUGCUUUUUACCGACGUGACGGCCCAGUUCAGAGAGGAGACAAUGAACACCUCAGUGCUGUUUGUGGUGCGAGCAGAGCGAUGGAGUGUCUGCAGAAAAAGAAAAAAAACUGUCCAGGCUUCAGUGUGCGCCAUCCUCCCUCCUCUUCUUACCAUAAAACACCACUAAUGGUCUCUACAGCUCUCUAAAGCCCAGACACCCACGCCAUCAUGUUUCCUUUUUUGUAUUUUUUACAGCGGUGGAAAUUUUAAGUGUUGUCACAUUGUCAUUAACUGGCACUUUGAAGAACUCAACGAGUGAGGUGGAGAGAAGAGGAGGCAGGGGAGAUUCUGAACCUCUACACCACCGCGCUGCUCCUCUGCGUGUUUACCUGCUGUAUGCUGUGAUCGGCAUCUCACACACACACACACACACACACACACACACACACACGAUGGCUGUACGGAGAGGAUUCAACUAUUAUUCCUCCUCCACAGCAGAUCUUCACUCCUGACGUGGUCUGUCAUUGUAUUCAUCUCUUCUUCUUUGACAAAAGGAAGCUGGAGGAAAUGACCGGUUUAGUGCAAUUUUUUUCAGGACCACACUACAUUCCAAUCUUCCUUAGACAUGGUUUCACAUACUUAUGGGUAUAGAUGAAUAUAAUUAUAUACAGUAUCUAUGUUUGUUAAUGUUUACAGACAGAUUCUCUCACUUCAUCUUGGUGAGUGGUGUAUUAUGUUUGUUUGUUUAGGUGUUUAAACAUUACACAGACCUCCUUGUGAAAAUAGUCCUAUUAAGGUGAAAUAUAAUGGUAUAUAGUGUAAUGGUAUGACAUUACAGAAGUACUUGUGACUUUCAUAUUGCCAGUCUCACUCGCCAUUGUGUACAUAAUUGGCUCAUAAUAUUGUAAAGUACUUAAAGAUCAGGAGGGACGAAGAAGGAAAAAACACUUUUUUAAAACCAGAAACUGAUCCUUUUUUUAUUUGAAUCUCUCCGUAGUUUUGAUUUCCUCUGAGCAGUUUCUGUUGUUUGUAUGGUAGACGAGGAGCUCAGCUUGUAAUCACUGGUGCUGUCUUUUAAGUAUUGUUUAUCAGCCUUCUGUUCAGUUCUGUCUGUAGGAGAUGCUGCACCCAUGCAGUCCGUUUUCAGUUACUUCCUGUACUGUGACCGCUUUCAGGCUUGUUUUUGAUUUUGUGAUUUUUUUUAACUCCAUAUUUUUUUGAUUGCCAAACUUUUCUGAAAAAGCACUUUUACACAGCUUGUCGCAUCACAACUUAGGUAGGUCAUACAUUUACAAAAAUGUAAAGUAAAAGAACAUAAGACAAGUGUUUCAAAUGGAUACCUCUAAUCCUCGUAGUAACGUCGGGAUUUAAACUGUGUUGUAACUUUUUUCCUCAAGGUCAGAAACGUUGCUGGGCGUUGGUUGGGCGUUUUUUUUUUUUUUUUUUUCUGAGGAAGUGGCCUAAAAUGCUGGGGUGUUUUUCUUUUUCUUUUAUUUUUUUGGGCACAAGAUGGAUAGACUGCCAGCCUGGCUUCAAACAAAGACUCCUGGAAAGGGGCUUCUUCAUUUCCCACCUGAAGAACAUGCUAAAGGCUGGGCUUUUAUAAAAAGACGUAAUGGUGUAACAACAGUCCUGUUCAGUAUAAUGUAUAAUAUUCAAACUUCUGUACAGUGUUUUUAAAUCUCUCAUCUGUCAAAUCUGAAUUUUUUCUAUUUAUAGCACCACAUUUUAUACCUGUUACUUUCUCAAACACCAGUGCAGUCAUUUUUCUUCCCCUCCACCACAGUGAAAGUGAAAUAGACUAUUAAAAACAUGGGGAGUUAUACAUUAGGCUAUAUAUAUAUAUAUCUGUAUUUAGUCAUUGCAUACGUUUUGUUUCUAUACAUUUGGUGUAAUGAUUCCACAUUUGGUGACAGCCGCUGCUCUUCGCCCUGUAUCGUGACUCACAGUAAUCGGUGUUAAAAGCGGUGUGAAGCAGUUAAAUAUAGGAAUGUCAAGAUUCAGUUUCUUCUUCUUUUUUUUUUUUUACCCUGCACUCAAGUGAACAUAACAGGAGGACGGUUAUCUGUUAGUCAUGCCACAGCCUUUUGCUCAGUCACAUUAAUAUUUCUCCUUUAGUGGUUUCUGCCCCUGUUUUUUUUUGUUGUUGUUUUUUUUUUUAAAAGCUACCAUAGUGAUGUGUUAAAAGUCAAGCCCCAGACUGAAACAGUGCCAAUAUUUCCAAACAAGUCUUUAUAUGUGCAAGGUUUUUUUUUUUUAAGUGCAUUGACUUUUACAUGAAGCUGCUAAUGUAUUUUGUCCACCUGGCUGAAACACACAACAGUCCUGUUGGAAACCUUCUGGACUCCUACAAAAUCCAGACUUCAUUUUAAUCGGUGUUGAUGUUACCUGACCCGGGCUUUUUUUAGUGGAUGUAGGUUGUGGUGUUUUUAAAUUGUUUACCUUCUUUAUAUCACUGCAGGAGGGUUAAUAACACAACACUUCACUGUAACGCAUCAGGACAGUCGAACCUGAACCUUCAAAUCCCCUCUUUUAAACUGUUCAUGUAAAAAAUGAAACGUAUUACCUAUGUGACUGUGGAAUUGUUGGCAGGACUGUCGUAUUUACCAGCAUUACUUUUAAUUGAAGGCGUCUCUAAACUGGCAGCUUUAGGGUAAAUAGUAUGAAAUAAAAGACUAAAGAAAUACAAAAAGAAGGGGAGCCAGUGAAUCCUGAAAAGUGACAGAUUCCAGCUUUCAUUAGGAGGACAUCUUGAGCUGGAAUAGUUAUUUGUGCCUGAUAUGAUUAUUCCUCUGAAAAGUUCUAAACAAAUCUAAGAAAAGUUAGAUAUUAAACAUUUCUGGACACAAGAUAUCGUCUGCUUCCCUCAACACUCCAUUCUCAGUUUUUUGACUUUUAAUAUCACAUUUGUGUAGAUGACUCUGAUUUAAGGUGAGCACAGAGAAACUUCCCUUUUUCGGGAUAUGAUUCACUCAUUUUAUUUGAACUUCUACUCUAAUUGUCUGCACACAUCCUUUUGCACAGUUAAGGUCGAACAUUUUGGGAAAGUAGAAUUUGAUUUGGACUUGAGGGGUGUGUUGAUUUUGCAAACAAUGCACAGAAACAGGAUGCAAUGCUUUCGUUUUUAUCAAAUGUUCUCACUUUUCUACAUUACUCAUUAUUAUGUCGUGGAUUCUGACCUUUGACCUCCUACAUUUGCCAAACUGUUUGUAUUCAGAGAUGCUCCCCCCCCCCCUCAGUAGUCAGUCAUGGGCUUGGGACACUUUAGUACUUGUUCAGUAUCAGGGUAGGUACAUCAUUUAGGCCCUUUUACUUAUUUGUCCUUUACAAACUCAAAGAGUCAAACUUGAAUUUUAUUUCAUUUCAAAGAUUUCAGGCAUACGUGAUCAUCAGACUGCAGGACUCCUUGACUUUUGUUCUGUUGUGAAAAAGAAAUUCAGACUGAUUUUUUUUUUUUAACUUUACGACUCUUCUGAAAGUAUUUUUCUUUCACUUUGAGGUGGCUGAAAUGCAUGCUUCCAACAUCAGACACUGAUUUUGUUGGAGAGUCUUAAACUGCCUGAUUUAAUGCCAAUGUUUGUUUUUAUUUGUGUUCCUUUUAUUUUUUUGUUCACCAUGUUGCAUAGAGAUUGUGUAUAACGGCCUUUAUUUUCUUUGUUUGCACCUGCAGAUCGCAUGAUCAUGCAUCACCUUGUGCCAGUCUGUCCUCUUCUGCCCUUGUCAGCAGCAGUAUUACAUAGUUUGACUGUCCCAGCUUGCAUCAUUUCCUUCACUUAAAAAAAAGUUAUCUGAUGUGUUUGUUAGUUUGUCACGAUAGUUCCCACAUUUGUUUUCUUUCAGAGACAGCAUGUUUGUUCUCAUUUGAGUGACCAUCAAUCCGUUGAGGAGGUUUUUUUUUUUUUCAAAGUGUACAGGAAUUUGCUGAUUAUUCAUAUUUUUUGUACACACUCAAAAUUUAGGAUGGACCACGACCUCCCUUUGUUUGUACAAGAGUAUGUUUCAUUUUUCACUGUGACGUCUUUUGGUUUUUGUGCAAUGUUGCCGACUGUCGUUACGUUUUCAAGUUGACAUGCUGUCAAAGGAGAAAUAGUGUUGAAAUAAAUAAUGAAAUUCACCUCUGUGAGCACUCAUCAUCUCUUUUUUACUCGUAGUAAACUUACUUACAGUAACUCUAACUGGGGUCAUAUCUAUCUCUCUUGGUGUUGCUUCUAUGAAAAAGUGGAUGAACACAAAAUACCAUGUUGAUUACUGUUUAACCUGUGUUACUGCAUAUUGUUGAAGAACCUGUAAAUAGUUUGCAUUGAACUUGCAUAGGAUCAUGUUACUGUGGCGUGCUCUUUUUGCCUGUACAUUUCUGCUUCUAAAUGUGUGUGACUGUUGAGACAACACUCUUUUUGUACAUGACUGUCUUUUUAUUUGAGAAUAUUGAUUCUGUCCUUUUUUCAUUCUAAAGUUGAGUUUGAAGAGUUCAGACAUGCCUGAAGUUUGACUUUAAUAAAGCUGUACUCUGUCUCAGUGAAA